Molecule: messenger RNA, 2332 nt
Organism: Larimichthys crocea (large yellow croaker)
Lineage: Eukaryota; Metazoa; Chordata; Actinopteri; Sciaenidae
Gene: eepd1
Product: endonuclease/exonuclease/phosphatase family domain containing 1
Exons: 7
Coding region: 373-2043 (556 amino acids)
Biological process (GO): DNA repair
Cellular component (GO): plasma membrane
Molecular function (GO): DNA binding
Source: RefSeq, a predicted model, not a curated record
GGAAACGAUGGUCCGUAUUGAUGUGAUCGCUGCUGGCGUCUCCCUGUCAGAUGAGUGUGCGUGGAGGCCGACCUGUGACCAGUCACACAAGCAGCGCAACGCUGCAGGGCAAAGUUUACAGCGGAGCCUGUAUAUCCAGCUCCACCGAGGACACGCACACACACACGGACUUAGAGCUGCACGGUGAGACGCUGAGCUGAGCCGGUGUGUGUGGAGGAGGAGGGGGGGCACAUGCAGCAUGUAGCUGCUGGUGUGCAUGUCUGUGAUUAAAAAGGAAGGACUGUCAUCUCUCUAUGCUGGUUGCUGUUACCAGCCUCUUCUCUCUGCUGUGGCCCGCUUUCUGCUUCUGAUCCCCGGUGACCAGCUGGAGCCAUGGGUGGGAGUCUUGGCUGCCACCGCUCCAUCCCCAAAGACCCUACAGACUUCAGCUGCGGCAAGCGCAAAUUCAGCGCUGCGUGUAACUUCGGCCACAUUUUGGUGAACCAGGAGCGGCUCAACAUCAACACAGCCACCGAGGAGGAGCUCAUGACUCUGCCGGGAGUCAACCGCACUGUUGCGCAGAAUAUCGUGGAGUACCGGGACUGUAUCGGUGGGUUUAAAAAGGUGGAGGAUCUGGCUCUUGUGAGCGGGAUCGGUGCGACUAAACUGGAGGUGAUCAAACUGGAAAUAUGCGUCUCCAGCAGGACCAGUUCGUCCCAGCACUCCCCGUCCUCCCUGCGCAAAGAUCUGGAUCACCAGUCCUCCACCGGGAUGAACAUUAACACCGCAACCCCGGCUCAGCUCAUGAGCAUCCGAGGCAUCACGGAGAAGAUAGCCAAGAACAUCGUGGCAUACCGGGCGGAGCACGGUCCAUUUAAAAGCAUCGAGGACCUGGUGAGGGUGAACCACAUCAACAGCUCCUUGCUGGAUAAAAUCCGCUUCCAGGUGUUUGUGGAGCGCUCCAGGGCGCCGUCCACCAACACCAAUGGAGGGUUAACCUGCACCACCAAGUCCCACCCGAGCCCUACUUCAUUCAGUCUCAUGAGCGAUGACCUGGACCUGCCGCCCGGAGGACCGACCCAGAUCAUCUCUGUGCGGCCCAACGUGGAGCCCCCUCUCGGCCUGCGAGAUGGGAAGUCCGUGGUGCGCCUGGCCACCUGGAGCCUGCAGGGCUGCUCCUGCGAUAAGGCCAACAACCCGGGGGUCAAAGAGGUGGUGUGCAUGACCCUGCUGGAGAAUGACAUCAAGUUACUGGCAGUUCAGGACCUGCUGGAGCGGGAAGCUCUCGAUAAGUUUUGUGUGGAGUUAAACCAGGGAACACUGGCCAGCGUACGGAAGUGGAAAUGGCCUCGAGGGUUGUGGAAAAGUAUCGUGUCUGAAAAACCCACCGGACAGUCCAGCAAGGGACUGAGCUACUCCGGCUUUCUGUGGGACAGUUCGUCCGGCAUCGAGCUGAGGGAUGCUUCAGUCCUGGAUUCUCCUGUCGUCAAUGGCAACGGGAAUCAUACCUGCCCUCCACUCUACCUGGCUCACUUUUCUGUUGGUUCGUACGAGCUGACGGUGGUGAACGUCCACUUGCAGGCCGCAGCUGUAUCAGGAGAGUCUAAUGGCAAGAACCACAACACAGAUGAAGCCAAGUGUCAUCGACUCUCCCCCAAGAUCCAGGAAACACUCAAAGGUGAGAAGGAGUUGGUGGUGCUGGGAGAUUUUGGCUCACCUCCUCAGAGCUCAGAGCUGGAGAUACUGAGAAAGGAGAAGCUCUGUCCCCUGGUACCAUCCACCCAGUUCACCAACAUCAGCACACGGACACCACAGGGCACCCGCUGCCUGGACAACAUCUGGAUGAGCCGUUCCCUCAAGAAGAUCUAUUCUGGUCACUGCAUGGUAGUGCGGGAAGGCCUGACGAACCCCUGGAUCCCUGACAACUGGUCGUGGGGCGGCGUGGCGUCGGAUCACUGCCCCGUGGUGGCUGAGUUUUACGCAGAUGUAUCCACUAAGGAGCUGAGCAGGCCUGGUAUGGCAGUGGUGGACAGAGGAGACAUUAUGCCCAAACAUGAGCGGUGACAACAUCCACGGCCAUAUAGUAAAAGAUAGACAGCAGAGGAUAACAUCAAACUUUGUCCUGCUCGGAUCCUGCUUUGUCUUCGUGGUCGGUGGAGCGAAGAGUUUCCUGAUGAAUGUGAAGAGGUGCCAAGGAUUGCCUUCUGGGUUUCAAUUUAUCAAUGUAUAAUACUAACCUGUAAGUCAUAGAGCCAUACAAAUGUUCAGACAAUAUAUAUAUAAUGUACUUUAAAAAGAAAUGUGCCAAACAUUUUCUAUAUGUAUAUAAAAUAAAGAGAAAUUAAUAGAUGUU